This is a messenger RNA of Gigantopelta aegis, 3611 nucleotides long. Its product is annotated as G patch domain-containing protein 11-like. The transcript is spliced from 6 exons. Lineage: Eukaryota; Metazoa; Mollusca; Gastropoda; Neomphalida; Peltospiridae. The record is from RefSeq and is a predicted model, not a curated record. Gene Ontology annotation, cellular component: kinetochore. Gene Ontology annotation, molecular function: nucleic acid binding. Bases 98 to 973 code for a protein of 291 amino acids.
UGCAGUAGGAUAUCAGUCUAGUUUGAUAAACAAAUAUGAUAUAAGUUUUCUCUCUAUUAAAAUUUUCCGUAAAAAGUUAAAUUCGUAAGUUAUUAAAAUGUGUGAUGAAGAUAGCGAAGAAGAUGAUUAUAUGUCUGACAAAAUUCUGCAGCAAUGCCCAAACACAAGGCCUGGGCUUGUACCAGACAGAAUAGCAUCCAAAUACGGGCAGCAGAAGAAACAGAACAAUGCUAAUCAAAGCAAUAAAUCUGCAUUUAAACCAGUCAGGGUUCUGGAAAAGGAGAAGCGAGAAGAUGGCCUGAGGAAAUCUCUAACCAGCAGUAACAAAGGCUUUGCUAUGUUGCAGAAGAUGGGCUACAAACCGGGAAUGGCAAUUGGCAAAACAGGCAGCGGCCGCAUGGAGCCAGUUCCUAUUGAGGUAAAGUUUGGUCGAGGUGGUUUGGGUAAAGAAGCAGACCUAAAGAGAAAGCAGACUAACAGAAUUAUGAUGGCCACUGUGAGACGGGACAAGAGACAGAAGUUUGAGGUUGAGCAGCAUGACCAGUUCAUACAGAGGCGGAGAGAGGUGCAGGUCGACCGCAGAACGGAAAAUGAUCUCUGCAAGAGCCAGAAAGUGUGUGAGCAGUUAGAUUCUCAGAAGGAUAUAGAACGACCAUUAGAGAAUUUUUUCUGGCCUAAGGAAUUGUUGCCAACAACAAAGAAACCAUGUACAACAGAACUGAAUGAAGAUACGUCUGAGCUCAGGUCAACUGCUUGGGAAAGUGAUGACGAUGACAAUGAUGAUGAUGAUGAUGUGAAUGAAGAGGCAGAUGAUGAGUCUUCUCACCUCAGUAGUUUGGAAAAACUACAGCUUUUAACCUCAUACCUAAGACGUUCUCACAAGUACUGUCUGUGGUGUGGCACUAAUUUCACAGACGAUGCAGACAUGGAAGCCAAUUGUCCAGGAGACACUGCUGAGGCUCAUGAUGAUUAAACUUUGACCACACACAGCUCCAUGCCGAGUGGUGUUGAAAAAUAACCUGGUGCAUAGCACCCUCACAAACAGCUCAACAGGUCAUGGCAACCUGUAAACACAGAGUACAAAGACCUAUGCUGACAUAUAUGUAAAAAAACAACCCCACCUGUUCUGUUUGUUUGCUGUACAGAGUGGAAUGGCCUCUGUCACAAGAAGACAUUACAGCAUAUAUUGGCGUAAUUGGAACAUGGCAUCCAAACCUGAGUGGCAUCCUGAGUGGCAUAAACCAUGUGACAUCCAGGCAUAUGGUAUACAGUGGCAUAAAUUAUAUGAUAUCUUGGCAUAAUGCACACAGUGGCAUAGACCAUGUAACAUCCAGGCAUUUGGCACACAAUGGCAUAAAUAAUAUGAUAUCCAGACAUAUUGCAGAGUGGCAUAGAUCAUGCAAUAUCCAGGCAUAUGGCACACGAUGGUAUAAACAAUAUGAUGUCCAGACAUAUUGCAGAGUGGCAUAGACCAUGUAAUAUCCAGGUAUAUGGCACACAGUGGCAUAGACCAUGUAACAUCCAGGCAUAUGGCACACAGUGGCAUAGACCAUGUAGCAUCCAGACACAUUGCACACAGUGGCAUAAACCAUGUGAUAUCUAGAUAUAUGAAUAAACCAUGCAAUAUCCAGACAUAUUGCACACAGUGGCAUAAACCAUGUGAUGUCCAGAUAUAGGAAUAAACCAUAUGAUAUCCAGACAACAGCAUAUGCAGUGGCAUAAACCAUGUGAAUAUCCAGAUCAUAUGUGUGAGAAUAGGGGUUGGGUCAGAGAGAGAGAGAGAGAGAGAGGUUUGGGCAGAGACAGAGAGAGACAGAGAGAGAGAGAGAGGGAGGGAGGGAGUUGUGAGUGACAUCCAAACUGUAUGGCAUAUAGAGUGGGCUUUAAUCUAGACAGCAAAAUAGUGCUUUUUCUCGCAGACAAUCGUCUAAAGUUAACUAGUUGUAGUGAAAAGUCAAAGUCGCUGUAAUAUUGGACGAAUCCAGGUCAAAACCCCCUUCGGUCAAAACCCCCUUAGUCAAAAAAACCUGCGAUAAAUAGUCAAAUGGUCAAAACCCCCUCUUAUUGUUUUUUUUUGUAUUUAUGGUGGUAAAAUUAGUAUAAUGUUGAUAUAGAUGGAUAAUUGUUUUAAUUUUUUAUAAAUAAUUCUCUGAAAUAUAUUUAGUUAUGUUGUUAUUUAGUGUAUGUUACACGACAUAGACUUCAAGGCUUUAAAUAAAGCUACUCAUUGACUUGAAUUAUAAUUUUUGUAAAAUGUUUGAUCUUGGAGCCAUGUUUGAUCUUAGAGAUUAAUGUAAUUGGGAAGCCUUGGAAAAAUCCUUAAAUAAUAAAAUAAUAUAAUGAAAGAACUUGAUAGUAAUUAGCAAUAUUUAUAAAUUGUUUGAUCUUAGCUACUGAAGGAAAAAAACUGUGACCUAUGCAAUUAUAUGAAAUUCUAUGCAAUUAAAUUAUAUCCUAUGCAAGCGUGAAUAAACUCCAAUACUUUAUAUUUUUGGUAUCAAUUAUUUGCAUAAUUUAUUGUUAUUUCUUAUAACAUAACAGUUAUAAGGAACUCGGGUUUAUUUUCUAAAUAGGGAGUUUUGACUGGAGGGGGUUUUGACUGGAGGGGGUUUAGACUGGAGGGGGUUUUGACCGGAGGGGGUUUUGACCGUUUACCAUAUUGGACAUAUUCAAUUUCAAUUUUUUUUUCACACAAACAGAUGUGAAGACACUGACAUGUUAAGUCAAUCACUCACUUAACACUGCAUCAGUCUGUGGUGUUGCUUUGACACCAACAAACUUUGUCUUUUAAGGUGCGCGAGUGCGAUUGCGCUCGUACAGCGCACAUAAUUUCAAUCUGGCGAGUGAAAAAUAACACACAUUACACUUAACAAACAGCGCACAUAAAACAGCUGAUAGAAAGACCUGUUUAAUAAUAGCAGAAAAAACAUUGACGUGAACGGUAGCCUCCAUGCAAGCUUUUAAUAUAUAACCGGUACUUAUCUUUACUAUACAAAUGGGGAAAAUCUUUACUAUACAAAUGGGGAAAACACUGGUUUAAUAAACAUCUUCGAUUCGAUCAGUCCAAUCAAAACUCUUGCCUAUUUAAUUUAUUAUUAAUUAGAAACAGGCCUGUAACUGUAUUUUUAAAAGUAUUUAUAUCCCAAAGAAACAUAAAUCCAUUGUUGGUAUUUUUUCCGUCACAAUUUUGGCGGUCAUCUUAAUUCAAGAUGGCGGCUAAGCUAAAUCCACAUGGGUCAAUAUCCGAACUUGUUUCUAAGUUAUAUAUUCCUCAGCCUAUCACUGUGUGGUAUUAAAUUAAAGGUAUGUUGCCAUCAAAACCAUAUAUAACAUAAUAGCAGCUAUAAAGAAGUUAUUAUAUUUAUAAAGCCUUUUUUCGUCAAAAACAAAUGAUGAAUUUUCUUGAUAAUUUGCAAAAUUUAAUAAUAAACGUGAUAUCCAGUUUCAGUACAACAUUAAGUCAAUUGUAUGGAUCCAAAUAUCUCUUCAUACCUCUCAUGCAGUAAGACAUACUGCCAGUGGUUAUACAAACUGGAUUGUCAUACACGUUACGUGCAUAAUGCCACCUCUACCCCUCAUUUUAGCCAACUUAUUAAAAAUGUGACAUCGCC